Camelina sativa (false flax) is the source of this 1705-nucleotide messenger RNA. Its product is annotated as putative inactive histone-lysine N-methyltransferase family member SUVH10. NCBI's taxonomy places the organism in Eukaryota, Viridiplantae, Streptophyta, Magnoliopsida, Brassicales, Brassicaceae. The record is from RefSeq and is a predicted model, not a curated record. Gene Ontology annotation, molecular function: histone methyltransferase activity; zinc ion binding; protein binding. Gene Ontology annotation, cellular component: nucleus.
AGAGGACGUGGUCGACCAGUGAGUUCACAAAUCUCGACAAAAAAAAAGGUUGAAGAUGAGUGGUAGACGUAACGAAUCAAUUCCAUACUUUCUAGGUGGAAUCAGUGAGAAGGAUCAAGAGACGGGAAACCAUGCGCUAGUGACUAGUCUGAUGACGCGCUUCGACGCAACAAGGAGACGUUUGAGCCAAAGUGGGAAUGUGCAUGGUGAGGUUGCAACAGCCAUAAGUAAUUUUAAGAGACUCAAACUGUGUACAAACACAAGAAAGCGAUUCGGUUCCGUUCCCGGAGUUGAUGUAGGAGACAUCUUUUUCAUCUGGGGUGAAAUGGGUUUGGUCGGGCUCCAUUCAGCCCCUGUUGGAGUUGAGUUAAUAGGAGUCGAAGGCAGCGGAGAGAAUACACCAAUUGCUGUAAGUGUAGUCUCUUCAGGGGAAAAUGCUGAUAAAACUGAUGAUCCCGAUUCAUUAAUAUUUACAGGGUUUGGUGGUACAACCAAGUUUCAUGAUCAUCAGCCAUCAGACCAAAAGCUUGAGGGGUUGAAUAUCCCACUAGAGGCAGCUCUUCGGAAGAGAAGUGCCGUGAGAGUGAUAAGAGGUAUGAAGGUUGAAAAAAGGACAAAUGGUAAGAUUUACGUAUACGAUGGAAUAUAUAUCAUUACAAGUAUGUGGGAAGAGAAAGGUCAAAAUGGGUUCAAGGUGUUCAAAUUCAAAUUGGUGAGGCAACCUCAUCAAAAACAUGCUUUUGGUAUUUGGAAAUCAGUACAACAAUGGAAGAAUGGUUUGACUACAAGACCAGGUCUUAUUCUUGAAGAUCUCUCUAAUGGAGCUGAGAAUCUAAAGGUAUCUGUGGUGAAUGAAGUUGAUGAGGAGAAGAACGGUCCUGCCUUGUUUACUUAUGUGACAUCACUCAAACAUGCAGUUAUAAAUAUUCAACCGCUGGUUGAUCGUUGCACUUGUCCACAGGGGUCAUGUGCUUCGAGAAGUGGUAAUUGUGCAUGUGUUCAGAGAAAUGUAGGCGGCUUACCUUGCGUUGAGAACGCUUUGGUCACUCGUGGACCCAUGGUUUUCGAAUGUGGUGGGUCGUGUGCUUGUUCUGAUAAAUGCAAAAAUAAAAUGAUUCAGACCGAGUUGAACUUCAGUUUCGAAGUGUUUAAGACAAUGCAUUGUGGCUGGGGUUUAAGGUCAUGGGAUCCUAUUCGAGCAGGAAGCUUCAUUUGCGAAUUUGCUGGUGACAAGAUCAUAGAAAAAGGUGAAGAAGAGGAUGAUUAUAUAUUCGAUACUUCAAUGGUUUAUAACUCGUUUAAGUGGAAUUAUGAACCUGAGCUUGUUGGUGAGGAUGCUUCAAAUAAAGUCUCUGAGGCGAUUCGUGUUAACUUAUCAUUGCUGAUUAGUGCAAAGAAGUCAGGAAAUGUGGCUCGAUUUAUGAACCAUAGUUGCUCACCCAACGUUUUCUGGCAGCCGAUUGCUCGUGAACAAAAUGGUUUAUGGUGUAUUUACAUUGGAUUUUUCGCAAUGAAGCAUAUACCUCCAUUAACAGAGUUAACAUAUGAUUAUGGAGCAUCUCCAGGAGUUGGGAAGAAGAUUUGUCUAUGUCGAUCAAAGACAUGUUGUGGUUUAUUUGGAUAGCGAUUUUUUGUAUUAUUGAGUCAUCAUCUUUGUCAGAAUUUUUUUUCUUUCUACAUUCUCUAUAAUCUUGUAUUCCCUUUC